Messenger RNA from Enterobius vermicularis (human pinworm), 170 nucleotides. The record is from the annotation of a GenBank genome assembly. Lineage: Eukaryota; Metazoa; Nematoda; Chromadorea; Rhabditida; Oxyuridae.
AUGCCUAGCGAUCCCUCUAAAAAAACUGAAGUCGCAGCGAUUUGGACAGAUCAGAUGGCUGCAUUAGAUGAGGUUGAAGGAUGUAAGCAAGUCUCCUCCCCCUAUUGUCUGAUUUCUGGGCCCUUAAAUAAUGACGAGCUGUGGAGUCCUGAAAAUUUUAUGCUUUAAAA